AUGCUAGUUUGUUGCACGUUCAAGCAAAUUGCAAACGCAGCGUGGAGAAGUAAACAUAUCCGAAAGCACCUAACUGUUUACAUGUUGCAAGAGAUUGAUAAAGAAUGUUCGAAUCUGUGUUCCAGGAAAAACCCAAGUUAUUUGCGUUCUCCAUCAAAGCAGAAAAUGCUUGACUUUUCGUUUGAACGAGAGAAUGAAGAGCUGGAAAAGAGGGUCCCACUAUUUUAUUCUGUCUUGGUGGCUGGUGGCUGCAACAAUAAGAAAACAGAGAAGUGCUCAUGGAUUCCUGCAGUUGGGAUGGCUGCGUCUGUUCUUCUCCGAAACAGAUCUCCCUACAUGAACGCAGUGCAGUUAAUGUUGGGUAUAUUCUUAUACCAUUCAAACUGGGCAGUAAGUCUAUUCACUUUUUUUAUUUUCACCUACCGUACUGUAUACGCCAGUGGAAGGGUUAAUGCUAGUUCAAUAAUUGGGGGGGGGGGAAAUAUUCAUAUAUUCAUGUUCACAGACCAUGAAAACAAUCAAUUUCAAAAGAAAUUAAUCAUGCAGAGCAUGAAGAUAUGAAUAUUCUCACCCCCCCAAUUAUCGAGCUGGUGGUGCCACUGAAGGGAAGGGAAAGCACGGACAUUGAGAUUUUACUCUUGUGACUUGAUUUCGGUAGUAUUUUGACAAGGUACCAUGUUGCAAUGUGGCCAACAGUACACAGCCUAGUACGUUUCUAGUAAUUGUUCUGUAUUUAUUUUCUUUUUUAAAGCCUGUUAUGCCAGAUUUGCCCCAUUACGAUUAGUGACUUCACCAACACACCUUUACAAGAAAUUGGAAGAAUUUGGAAGGGGCUAUGAUAAUGCAGUGAAAGAAAUGGUCCAAACUGAUUGCAAAUGGUUUGCAGAGGUGAUUAAUAAGGAGCAAGAUACUUCGCAAGAGGAAGUUUGAACAAGUACUACUCCUAAGCCAUCCCCGGGAUUCAAGCUUACUAUUGAUAAUGUUGAUUACCAUCAGAACGUGCACUACAUGACAGAAGAACAUCAAAAUGUUGAUAAACAUAAUGUCACAGUAAAUGCAACAACUAAUCGAGUUUCUGGAAAUCAUUUAAGUACAACGCCUCCAUUGGAUGGUAUUCUUAAGAUGGAAAAUGGAAAAUGUAUUCCCAACUAUAUUGAACAGAAAGCUCAACGAGACAAUUAUAUCACCCUUGUUCAAAGGAUUCUGGUCGAGAAUAUUCCCUGUCUUGCUUUUGCCAAAGAUGUUGUCCAAAAACACAUCCCUCAUAAGUACAGUAAAGAGAUGGCAAAGUCAACAAAUUCAGUAAGUAUUUUUCUAUCAACCUAUUAAGCUGCAAGACUCUCUCCUUGUUGAGUAAAAUCGUCUGGUGUUAGGCAAUAUUAAUAUAUGUUAAUUAAUAUGUCUCUCAGUAUGUAGCAAAUACUGUUCAAUAAUUAUAUUGCAUUAUAUUAGCCCUAUUCACAUUAGAGACAGACAAGUCAUCUAGACGAACAAAUCGUCUCUCAAAAAUCGUCUUCACAGACGGACAAGUAGUCGAACAAAUUCAGACGACUUGUUCGUCUAACAUUUUGUCUGACACGUUUUCACAUCUGAUGAUUUGUACGACUAAAAGACGAUUAUGAGACGAUUUGUUCGCCUAAACGACUUGUCUGUCUUCUAAUGUGAAAACGGCUAAUGUAUAUAACAAAAAAAGGUUAUAAUUGCAUGCUUUAAUUUUCUGACGUUUUAAUUUUUAGACUUUCAUGGGAGUAAUAUUUGAGAGUGAGAAUGAUGCUGAUGGAAUUCAGAAGAUUUUGAAGGAGCUCCACCAAUAUGUCCCUUACGCUGGAGAAGGAGAUGAACGAAGGUAUUGUAGCCAAGGAAUUGUCGGUGAUCAACUGACAGUUGAACGAGUUGUGAAUGCCCACGUGACUCGUAGCAACGGCUUCACCCCUGGAGAGAGAAUGGAUGGUUUGCAUUGUGAGAUUGCCGAUUGGCAUGCUGGAAACAAAGCCCUUAAUGUAAGUAUAUAAUAGCAUACAAAUAAUAUGGAUGUGCAUGGAAUUAUGAUUAGUGUCAAUUAUGUACUGAUCAAUUCGAAUAUUUCAACAUGGCCUCCCCCCUCCCCUGGGAAUUUAAACUUUCUGAAAUUUGACUUAUCAAAUUCUCCACCCCCUAUGCAAAAAAUGUUUUCACAUGCCCCACUGUAACAAAAAAUUAAGCGUUCAAAUGCCCUACCUUCAUAAUAUUAUGAAAAUUAUGAAACAGUAAAUACAAAAAGUACAAUACCAUAAACCUCCGACUAUAAGCCCCCAACCCUUGCACUAUGCAUCUAACAAUGGACAGACAAUAGCAGAAUAUAUCAUCUGUUUGCUUUAUAUCAAUGUUAAGCCAUGGGCAAACUAGGAAACGUUGUGGAAACAUUUGUGAUUCUCGAUGUUUCCUUGAAUGUUUCCCUGUUUGCCGACCUGUGGAAACAUUGUUGCGAGUCAAAACAAAAUUUUCUUCCCGAGAAGCAAAAAUGUUUUUAAUUCAGAAACAUUUGAUGUUUCCAUAUGUUUCUCACUAAUGUUUCCUAGUGUUAGCCCAAUCUUGGAAACAUGGCGAAACAUUGGCAAGAAACAAUGUUUCCGCGACAUUGUUUCCUAGUUUGCCCAGGUCUAUUGUUAAACGACUGAAAGUAACAAAUUAUUAUAACUGAAUCUAUAAAAAUAUUCUUUUAGGAUUACUGUAUUCUAAUGUCUACAAAUUUUUCCUAACAGGUACUAUUUUCCCAUUUGUACAACCCAGUGUCCGCAGCUGAUAAAUGCACCAUGUUUAGUGAUAGAAACCUUAUCAAUCGUCGCUCAUUUAAGAAGGAUGUAGAUUCAGCGGUUAAUGCCAACCGCCGUUUCUUUACCCUGGAAAUCCAGUCACGUGUUGUUGCUGCUGGCAUGAUUGAAUUAGGAAUGGAAAGCUUAGAAGAAGAGCCAGAUACCUUGAACAAUGUAGAAACAUGGAAUAACAAAGAUAAGAAAGAGUAUUUGACAAAGUUAUCCACUUCCAUUGUUGAUAAGUACAUCCUUGAUGAAGUAAAGCACGAGAAAAUUGCUAAAGCAGUCAAACAGUUGGAAGAGAGAGAGCUUCGGGAUUCAAAGGAUAGAACACUUGACGGUCGGUACAAGUGUCGUUUUCCAGGUUGCAAGAAAACUUUCCAAUCUGAUGGGAAGUGGAGACAAAGUCACGAACAGUCUCAUAGUCCACCUGUCAGUAUACAAGAGCAACCUCUUCUCACUGAAAUCCAUAAUGAUGUCGUUCAAGAUGACAUGUAUAAUUAUCAGAAAGCUCUCCUCGAUUAUGGUAUGGUCAUCCUAAAUUUCUUUGAUGCAAUUUCAGAAGGUGAUGGUACUAGAAUUAUUAGAAAUUGGAAAUUUCUUUUAUUGUAUCUGCAUCAUGACAAAGGUAGCGAUAAGUAUGCUUUGGAAGGCCUUUAUCUGCUCUUCCAGAUAAAUGCGCGCGCUUUUGAGUCCAAAAGCUGCCCAUCAACUUACUUGGAACAGAUUUUCCAAACGCAAGAAUACAAUGGGUGGCAACAUUCCUCUAGAUCUUGCGCCCUAGAAUUUAUCAACAGAGUUUUCAAGGACGUUUUGAAAAAGCUAGGUCCCAAUGCCAGCAAAAAGUCUAUCGCCCGAAUCUACCAUGCAUUGGGGAUAACAAAGCAACUCACAGACAAUUUUGAUGAAUCAAUGUUGUUGUAUAAAAGAUCAGGGAAGCAUGUUCGCAAGUCGGAAAAGGCUGACAUGGAAAAGAUAAGCAGUGAACUUUUAUCACAGAAUGCGUUGACCAUAACACCUGGUAGAAGUUAUGGUUGCUUCUCGAAAGUUGAGCCAACUUUAUUAUCUGGCUUUAACUUACAAAAAUACUUUAGUUGGAUCAAUGAUCAUAAACAAUAUAUGAUCCUACAUAGAAAGGCUAGGUAG
Messenger RNA from Paramuricea clavata, 3938 nucleotides. Lineage: Eukaryota; Metazoa; Cnidaria; Anthozoa; Malacalcyonacea; Plexauridae. The record is from the annotation of a GenBank genome assembly.